Molecule: messenger RNA, 1502 nt
Organism: Neofelis nebulosa (Clouded leopard)
Lineage: Eukaryota; Metazoa; Chordata; Mammalia; Carnivora; Felidae
Gene: DERL2
Product: derlin 2
Exons: 3
Coding region: 55-1035 (326 amino acids)
Biological process (GO): endoplasmic reticulum unfolded protein response
Cellular component (GO): Hrd1p ubiquitin ligase ERAD-L complex; endoplasmic reticulum membrane
Molecular function (GO): ubiquitin-specific protease binding; misfolded protein binding
Source: RefSeq, a predicted model, not a curated record
GUCGCACGCUCUCCGGACCCAGCCAGCCAGGCGCCCCCAGGCGAGACUAUUUUAAUGCGGAUUUCUCUGAUCGCCGGUAAAGUUGGGCAACGCGGCGGGUGCAGACCCGCUCCGGGGGGGUUCUCCCCGUGCGGUACCCACUCCUACCCCGUGACAGCCCACCCUCCCCAGCCUUGCGCUCGGGCCCUUCGUCAUCCGCCACCACACCUGCCGCUCACUCCCCGUUCCGGAAGCCGUCACUGCUUCCCGACCGCCACCCCAACGCGCCGUGACGCUCCUCGCUUUGCCGGCCAGGACCCGACCACUCUCUUCCACCAAACCCAGCAACCUUCCUUCCCCGAGGUGUUUUCGUCCCCUCAGGGAAGGGCGCCGUGGCCCAGCACCCGCUCCGAGCCGCCGCCACGGCUGGGAUUCCCUCCGGUCCGCCCGCCUCGCCUCCGCCGCUCGGGGACCGCCGCGCAGCCCCGACCCCGCCGGGCGGGGACCACUUCCGGCGCGCAGCCCCCUCCCGCCGGGCCGCGCGGCAUGCCGGGAUCUCGGGGCGGGCGGCGCGCGGCCCGGCGGGCGGGCGCCCGGCGGCGGUGCCGAGCGCGGCCCCGUCCCUGCCCGCUGGUCCCCGGAGGAGACGCAGCCCCGCGGCCCUUACCCGAGCGAGCGGGAGGGGGGCGAAACCGACCACGCGCCGGCUCCCCGCCACCGCCUUUGAACCACCGCCUGCUGCCGCGGAGAGGCGGCUCCGCGGGCUCCCCGGCAACGGGCGGAUUCCGGCCUCCGCGAACGAGGGCCCGGGCGGGACGCCGUCGGGCGCCUGAUUGGCCGGCCGCGCGGGGCCGCGCCUCGCUCAGACCCGGGAAGGGGCCGGGCGGGAAAGCCAGCUGUGGCCGGCGCGGAUUGGUGGAAGGAACCGGGACUGACACGCCUCUCCUCGACGUUGGUGGGCUGCAGUUGGAAUUGAUCACACCUUUUCAGUUGUACUUCAAUCCUGAAUUAAUCUUUAAACACUUUCAAGAAGGCUAUUUUCGAUACGCCAGAUGAGGAUCCAAAUUACAAUCCGCUACCCGAAGAGCGGCCCGGAGGCUUCGCGUGGGGCGAGGGCCAGCGCCUCGGCGGUUAGAGCAGCAGCGCCGCUAACGGGACCGGCUGGGAAGGACUCGGUGACACACCCGCGGGGGUCGUUUUAUCCUUUGUGUUGCAAAAGCGUGGACACUUGACGGCUUGGCAGAGCUCAACUCCAGAAGCACUUUAUGAAAUGGUACAGUAGUGAACCCAGCGGGCGCCGGGGGCGGUCGGCCCGCGGCUUCUCGCCACGCCGGCCCCGAAAGCGCGACCCCCGGAGCCAAACAACUGGAGACACAAAGCCGCCGCCGCCGCUCGCGAGCAGGUGCGGGAGGCCGGGGCCGUGUGGUGUGGGCUCAGCUUCCCCUCCUCCUCCUCUUUGACAGACGAGGCCGUGGGGUAAAUGGAGGUUUCAGAGAGGACAAAAUAAAACUGAAUUCCGUCUC